Molecule: messenger RNA, 3951 nt
Organism: Peronospora matthiolae
Lineage: Eukaryota; Oomycota; Peronosporomycetes; Peronosporales; Peronosporaceae
Source: the annotation of a GenBank genome assembly
AUGUCGUCCAACAACACCUCGGCCAGUGUCUCCAUCGAUAAGUUCGAUGGGGACAACUACUCAACCUGGUGUCGCUACAUGCGCGGCGUGUUUCUGACGAAGUCAGUCUGGUACGUCGUGAGCCGCGAAACGUCUCCAACCUUCACCGACACGCGAGCUUCCGACGAGUACGUCAAGGCGAGCAACAUCGCGUUCGGGUUGAUGUUGCUCCACAUGGACGCCGACUACCACCAUGUGGUCGACAACUGUGAAGAAGCAUGGACAGCGUGGUCGCGGUUGAAGAUGCUCUAUGGUGGGUCGCAGAAGGCGGGACGCAUCUACCUCAAGCGCCAGCUGUUCAGCAUCAAGAUGGCGGAAGGUGCCAACGUCUUGCACCAUUGCAACGAAGUCUUGAACAUCGGCGCCAAGCUCAGCAGCAUCGGUGCCAAGAUGGAAGACGAAGACGUUGCGAUCUGCUUACUGCGCAGUCUGCCCAAUAGUUUCGAGAACGUGGUUCUCAACUUGGAGAUGAGCAAUGCAGAGCUGCGCACGCAAGAUGUGGUCAAGGUGCUGACUAACGAGCACAUCAAGCGACAAGGCGAGAAGAUGACAACGGCAACGACAACGGUGAAGACUGAAGAUGCGACAAAGGCAUUCAGUACCGAGCGCAAGCCCUACCAAUGCACAUACUGCGGCAAGGUGGGGCACACGGCAGAGCGUUGCUGGACGAAGCAAAAGGAUGAAAGUCGAGGAGCCCAACGCGGCGGCAAUGGUCGUCGACGCGGGUCAAACAAUGUCCACUGGCGACAUUAUGAUGAAGGCAACAGCUACGAUCGAGUGGCGUUUGCAGUUUCGUUCGAAUGCGGAGUUUCGACGAACAAGAAUGGACCAGGAAUGUGGGCCGUUGACAGCGGGGCAACACAUCACAUCUGCCACGACAAGUUCAAGUUUGCAAGCUUGGUCGAAGGCAAUGAUGGCGAGAUCCUGGUGGCUGAUGGCAACAAGGCGGCCAUCAAAGGUGUGGGGACCAUCGUGGAAAAGGUGAUUCUGCCAAACGGGGAAGAGCGCGAGAUCGAGAUCAAGAACGCGCUCUAUGUGCCCAGCAUGAGCAAAAAUCUGCUCUCGGUGCCGCAGAUUAACAAGCACGGCAACUUCCAAGUGGUGUUUGACGGGGAUACGAUGUACGUCGCUCGCAAGGAUUCCAAUCAAGUGGUGGCAGCUGCGGAUCUUGUAGACGGACUCUACUGGCUUCGCACGACGCAGCGAUCGGCCAAUGCGACAUCACUCAGCAACGCUGUUGAUCUACAUGCGCGAAUGGGCCAUGCUCCAGUCGACGUGCUUCGCAGGAUGGUGACAAGUCACAUGAUCAAGGACGCUCACAUCCCUUCCAAGCCGAAUGGAUCAAGUGUGUGUCGAGGAUGCCAAGAAGGGAAGAUGGUCCAAAAACCAUUCCCGAGCAACCGUGACAAGCGCACCUACAACACCUUCGAGAUGCUCCACUUCGACAUCUGCGGACCCAUGGAAGAAAAAUCUCUGGAGAGCGAAGAGUGCAUCAAGAAGUACAUCACGAUGAUACAGACGCAGUUCAACAAGAAGGUCAAAUUUGUGCGACACGAUGGAGCCCGCGAGUUUGCGACGAACUCGCUUCAAGAUUUCUACGAAGUCGAAGGCAUCGAGCAACAAACCACGGUGCCAUACGCACAUCAAGCCAAUGGAACUGCUGAACGCGCGAUUCGAACUAUCGUCACCAUCGGUCGUAGCAUGCUCCAUCAUGCCAAGUUGGACAAGUGCUUCUGGGCUGAAGCGGCAAUGACGGCCGUCUAUGUGAAGAACCGUUUGCCGUCACCCAAGAUUCCACACAAGACACCGUUCGAGAUUGUCUACAAUUCUAAGCCAAGUGUCAAGCACAUGCGCGUUUUUGGGUGCCAAGCAUACAUCUUGACCCCGAAGGAGAAACGACUCAAGUGGGAUCCCAAGGCCCGGGCUGGAUUGUUUUUGGGCUACGAAGAAGUGUCCAAGGCGUAUCGAGUUUACGACAUCGAAGCGGGGCAGGUGAUGAUAAGUCGCGAUGUCAACUUCGAUGAGUCGGCCUUAGGAAUGUCGAUGCUGAUUUCCGAUGACGAUGUUGAUGGCCUGGACUUCGAAUCGAUCGAUCUUGAUGAUGAAGAACCGCGUCCGAGACACUUCAAACAAACAGGAAAGCGCAAGGCCCAACCCAGUCACGACAAUGACGACGCAAGCAUGCCCCGAGCAGUGCGCCAACGACCCGGAUUGGAAGAGUCAAGUGCGCCGGAUGACCUCUCUUCACGUCGAGCCAACGAAGAUGAAGAAAGGAAGUCGGAGGAACAACAUGACACACCGACUUCCUCCGCGUUUUGGCAUGCGAGUGCAAACGCCGUCGAAGCAGCGGUCGAUUUUUCGGAGCCGUCGACAUUUGAAGAAGCAGUGUCUGGCCCGGACCAAGUACACUGGCGCAAGGCAAUUGAUGCGGAGCUCGAUUCGAUGAAGCUUCGCGGUGUCUUUCGUGCGGCCAAGUUACCCAACGGACAAAGCGCCAUUGGCACAAAGUGGGUCUUCAAGAUCAAGCGCAAGGCGGAUGGGUCGAUCGAUAAAUACAAGGCACGACUUGUGGCCAAGGGUUUUCGCCAAAAGUAUGGCAUCGACUACACGGAGACGUUCUCGCCCGUGGUCAAGUAUGUGACGCUGCGAAUGGUCAUCGCCAUUACCAAGCACUUUGGAUGGCCCCUCGACCAGCUCGAUGUGGUGACUGCGUUCCUGUAUGGAGUGAUGAAGGAGAAGGUGUUCUGCGCUGUUCCGGAAGGCGUCAAGAUGGAAGGUGAUUUCGACUGUCUCGAGCUGAUCAAGGCGAUCUACGGUCUCAAGCAAGCCUCGCGUGUUUGGAACGAGACCUUCGACGAGUUCAUACGCUCGAUUGGUUUUCAAGCGUCGGGAUUCGAUCCAUGUCUCUACAUCAUGACUUCGGAAGGCCAUUGUGUUUUUGUGCUGGUCUACGUGGACGAUGUCUUGGUGACUGGAAGCUCGCUCGAGAUGAUUGCGCGCACCAAGAACGACCUCAAGACACGCUUCGAGAUGACGGACAGCGGCAAGUGUGCCUUUGUUCUUGGGAUCGAGUUAUUGGACGGUGAAGAUGGCAGCGUGAUUAUGUGUCAGCGCCGUUAUGUCGACGAUGUCCUCAAGCGCUUUGGAAUGGAUGAGUGCAAGGCUGUGGCAAGUCCGGUGGACGUCAGCUCUCGACUGGUUCCAAGCAACUCUGCAAGCAAGGUGGAUGUCCCAUUCCGUGAAGCAGUGGGUGCUUUGAUGCAUCUGACGACUGCAACGCGACCGGACAUCGCCUAUGCUGUAAGCGUUGUGUCACGGUUCAUGGAGAAACCCCAAGAAGAACACUGGGUUGCAGUCAAGCGCAUCUUCCGCUACCUACAAUGCACCAAGAUGCAUGGAAUCUGCUACAAGCCAAGUGCGAAGAUCGACUUUCGUGGCUAUUCAGAUGCAGACUGGGCCGGUGACCUUGCUGAUCGCAAAUCGACGUCCGGCUACGUCUUCAUGCUAUUGGGUGCUCCGGUGAGUUGGGGCAGCAAGAAACAGCCAAGUGUGUCACUGUCUACAAGCGAAGCGGAGUACAUCGCGCUCAGCCUGGCGAUCCAAGAAGGCAAGUGGAUCAAUCGCUUGCUGUGCGAGAUCAUGGCGGCUGCAAACGAAGAAGGACCCGAGCUCGUCAUCCGUGAAGACAACCAGUCGUGCAUCAAGAUGACGAAGAAUCCGGUCAACCACGGCCGCGCUAAACACAUCGACAUCAAGUACCAUCACAUCCGUGAUGAAGUCAAGCGCGGCGAAGUGAAGCUUGAAUACUGCGAGACGACGUUGAUGUUGGCGGACAUCAUGACGAAGGGACUUCACGGACCGCGUCACAAGGACUUGACGGCGGCGCUUGGCAUCCGUGCGUGUUCGGAUUGA